This is a messenger RNA of Henningerozyma blattae CBS 6284, 510 nucleotides long. It is a transcript of the gene RTT105, whose product is annotated as Rtt105p. The record is from RefSeq and is a predicted model, not a curated record. Bases 1 to 510 code for a protein of 169 amino acids. NCBI's taxonomy places the organism in Eukaryota, Fungi, Ascomycota, Saccharomycetes, Saccharomycetales, Saccharomycetaceae. The transcript has a single exon.
AUGACUUUUCCAGCUACUACUUCUACCUUUAAUCUAAAGCUGCAAUCGCCAAAUUCAAGUUUACGUGAUAACACCGUGAAUGUUGACGCGUUAAUAAUGAAUAGAAAUAAUUCAAGGGAAUCGAUAAGUGAAGCCAUUAUAUCGGAGAGACAAAAAAUACAUAGGGAUCGUUCACCUGUCCAUCGUUCUCCUAUUUCAGAUCAUGAGAGAAAGCAAAGACAAAGGCAAGCAGAAGAAGAUAGAAAAAGCAAGAGAUUAAGUCAGAGUCUAAAAAUACGUGGUGGAUUAGAUAAAAUGGAAGAGUUCGUGAUAAGGGGGGAAAGACUGAAAGAAUUGCAAGAACUGGCAAAGCAAGCAGAAGAACACACACUUCCAAGCGAAUUUGCUGAGAAAUAUGAAGAAGCUAAUGGCGAAGAUAUAGACGAUGAUGAUCUACUAGAAUGUCUGGAGGCACGUGAAAAUAAGGCAGCUGAGUUGGAAAUCCUGCUUGCAGAGUUAUUUAUAAGCUGA